Protobothrops mucrosquamatus (brown spotted pit viper) is the source of this 2124-nucleotide messenger RNA. It is a transcript of the gene SNRNP70, whose product is annotated as small nuclear ribonucleoprotein U1 subunit 70. Gene Ontology annotation, biological process: mRNA splicing, via spliceosome. The coding region runs from base 115 to 1425 and encodes 436 amino acids. The record is from RefSeq and is a predicted model, not a curated record. Gene Ontology annotation, cellular component: U1 snRNP; precatalytic spliceosome; U2-type prespliceosome. The transcript is spliced from 10 exons. NCBI's taxonomy places the organism in Eukaryota, Metazoa, Chordata, Lepidosauria, Squamata, Viperidae. Gene Ontology annotation, molecular function: U1 snRNA binding; mRNA binding.
AGCAUGCGCAGAGUGUGCGCCUAGUAGGCCAAGCCUGAGGCGGCGGGUGGCGCCGAACAGCGGACGGAGAUCAUCGAGGGUCACGACGGCUAGUGAGACCCAAAGUGUUUCAAGAUGACGCAGUUCCUGCCCCCAAAUUUGUUAGCACUAUUUGCGCCCCGUGAUCCUAUACCUUAUUUGCCUCCUCUGGAAAAAUUGCCCCAUGAAAAACAUCAUAAUCAGCCAUACAGUGGUAUUGCUCCCUACAUCCGUGAGUUUGAGGAUCCACGUGAUGCUCCCCCACCUACUCGUGCAGAGACACGGGAGGAACGGAUGGAACGGAAGAGGCGAGAGAAGAUUGAACGCCGACAGCAGGAAGUUGAAAGUGAAUUGAAGAUGUGGGAUCCACAUAACGAUCCCAAUGCUCAAGGAGAUGCCUUCAAAACACUUUUUGUGGCCAGAGUUAAUUAUGAUACAACAGAGUCCAAAUUGAGGCGAGAGUUUGAAGUCUAUGGACCCAUCAAAAGAAUCUACAUGGUAUACAAUAAGCAUUCCGGCAAGCCACGUGGCUACGCCUUCAUUGAAUAUGAACAUGAACGUGACAUGCACUCGGCAUACAAGCACGCCGAUGGAAAAAAAAUUGAUGGCAGGCGAGUACUGGUGGAUGUAGAGAGAGGACGGACGGUGAAGGGAUGGCGCCCACGUAGACUUGGUGGCGGUCUCGGUGGUACUCGACGGGGAGGUGCUGAUGUAAAUAUAAGACAUUCAGGUCGAGAUGACACUUCUCGGUAUGAUGAACGGGAUAGGGACCGUGAACGUGAACGUGAUCGCCGAGACCGCAGCCGAGACCGGGACAAGGAGCGGGAACGCCGUCGCAGCCGAUCCCGAGAACGCAGGAGGCGAACACGGAGCCGAGAGAAAGAGGAGCGGAAACGUAGCCGGGAAAGAAGCAAGGAUAAAGACCGGGAACGCAAGCGCCGGAGUCGUUCUAGAGACCGCAAGCGAGAUCGGGACCGAGAUAGAGAAAAGAAGGAGGAGUUGCCAGAAGUGGGAGAGGCCCAGCCUGAUGAGGCUACUCUUGGCGAGAUAGGUGUAGAUGGGGUAGAGGCGAAGCCUGAAGGGGAAGAGAAAGGGAGGGAGAGGGAGAGGGAUCGGGAGAGAGAGAGGGACCGUCGGCGUGGUCAUCGUGACAAAGACAGAGACAGGGAGCGUGAUAGAGAGCGUCGGCGUGAUAGGGAUCGAGAUAGAGAUCGUGAUCGUGAGCACAAGCGUGAGAGGGCUGAGCGGGGUGGAGAAAAACGGGAGGAGAGAGGGCAGGACAAUGGGAUGGGAGGAGCAUUGGAGGAAACCAGUCAGGAUAUGUUCCUGGACCAAGAAUCCAUACAGUCAGCUGAUGGCUACUUAUCUACUGAAAAUGGAUACAUAAUGGAGCCCCCACUGGAGUGAUGGAGACUCUUCCUUGUCCAGCCGGGUGAGGCUCUGCUUCCCAGGCUGCUAGCCAACGAGGCCCUGUCAGCCAGUUGAGGUAACUGGUUUUUAACUGGUUUUAUUUAGAAGGGUAAGUGUUUCAGGUCUGUUUGUCCCAUCCCAUUUCUUCUUAACAUGUAACUUUCCACCAAUCCCUUAUGUAUUUGGAUAUUUUUGUUUAAACAAGAAUAAAGUGUUAAAAUGUUUUUUUCUUCAUGUGAAAUGUAUAUGAGAUUGGGAUGAUAGCAGAAGUGCUUUGCUGAUUCUCGAUUACUAGUUAUGAGAGACCUGCUAGAGGUAUUUAGUUUCAUGCCAGACUGCUGCUGAAAAUAUAUUGAUAAUCAGUGAUUCAGGGUUUUGCUUGUGCUUUGGGAGAGAGGGCAGAGAGAGGCUGGAGCAGGAAGCAGCAAGUAGAAAGCAUCAAAAGGUAAUGAAAAAAAUCAGUUGUGGGAGCAAAAAGACCAGUUCUUUGCUCUCUUAUCAAUGGCGAAUGACUUUGUAGAUUGAGGAAGAAUGUGAACAAACUUCAACAAGAUGCACUGAGAUCAGCCUGAUUUAUCUGCAUUUGACUGAUGUGGGAAAUGAUAUAAAAGGAAUAUUUAGUUAGAAUUACAUUUAUACAUGGACAGAAUUGAUAAUAAUUUCAAGAUGAGCAAUAAAGAGAAAGGUUGCAUCUCA